UUCAACUGCGCGCGCGCGCGCGUGGCAGAAUAACAAUACGAAAAUACGUCGGGAAAGGCUCGGUCUUUUUUUUUCCUCUCUCUUAACCUUUUCGUUGUGUGUAGUAUAUAUAUAUAUAUAUAUAUAUAUAUAUAUAUAUAUAUAUAUCGUAUGUGCGUGUGUCAUCAGAUCAUUGGAAAUCCUUUUACUGUCAAAAUUCGAAAGGUUGUUGGGUAGUGUUUUUGAUCGAAGAAUACGCAAGAUUCAUGGAUAAGAGGUCACUGCGCCAUGUGGCUGCCUUAGCGUGGUGAGACCGAGAAAAGGAGACGAGGAAAACGUAUAGGAGUUAGCCUGGGAAGGACAGCUCUAACAGUCACGAUGCUGUCGAGGUAUACAGCUCUGCUGUUCUGGCUGGCAGUGCCAUCGAUUGUCCUGGCACAGAGUAAUUAUGCGUCACAGGGCAAUAGCAUCGAGUAUCAGCCUGGACUACCACCGAGCACUGUUCUCGAUGGCAAGGUUACCAAGUUGGACGAUAUAUCUCCUAUAAUAUUUCUCAAUCGAACAAAGGCAUAUUUGAAUUGCGGUCAGGGUAGUAUGGAUGUUGAGUUAAAGUUCGAGGAACCUUUUUACGGCGUCGCUUAUGCGGAUUUCGAUCGAAACAGUGCUUGCAUGGUGAAAGGUCGCGGACUGACAAAUGCUAAAUUGGAAUUACCACUGAAAGGAUGUGGUACCAGACAAGAUCCGCAACGUGUAUUCACCAACAAUAUAGUCGUACGCUUUCAUCCUGGCCUCGAGAUGGAUGGUGAUGAAGUUAUCACUAUAAUUUGUAGAUAUCCUCCACCGAUAGCACCGGCACCACCGGCUCCACCUGCUAGCAUCAGAAUGGGUACCAUAGCGCCAGCAGCCGUGGCAGAACCACCAUUGAAAGGUUUUCAAAUCCUUUUAAUCAUCUGCGCUAUUUUAUUCUUAUCAUUGCUACUGCUUGGCCUUGGAUGCUCGUACAUGUGCCUAAAACGUAGGAAUGUACGAGUGGUUCAUCGUCAUCCAUUUGGUAGUGGUACAGGUUCCGAGAUAACAAAAUUAUCUGGUUCUUCUCUAAGCAACAUAACCAUGUUUGAGGGCCUUAAAAUCCCACGCGCGCACGCUCUUCUUCACACGACCGCUGCCUUCACAUCUGGCAGCGAAGCAAAUUUGGUCAUCGACCAUUCCGAUACGUUACCAAGCGAUUAUCCGAGUGAAAGUCAUUCCGAGCUUUAUUAUGUUCAUCAGGUGGACGAGGAACGUUCGCUUCCAGUUUCCUCGGCUGGUUCCUACGACAACAAAGCAUUCGUGCAUCAUCACGAGACUCAACGACAAGUGGAAGUACGUACGGCCAGUUCGUUGUAUUCCGAAACAGUAGCUGCCGAAGUAGGAGCAUCGUCGAUGAUGGCUGCUAACGCAUCGCGCGUUGCCGUUCCUCGUCAUCCGAUAGCUGUCCCGAUUGAGCCGAAAUUCGACGUUCAAAUGCGAGUAAAAAGAGCACCACCACCUCCACCUAGUCCUUUACCAUCAGAAUCCGAUGUGGCCAGUAUUGCUCUUGAGAGAAAUCUAACGACUAUCUUGGAAAGAGAAGAAUCUAUCAUGAGUCGAACGUUGGAGAGUCCACCACCAAGAAUGACCACUUUCUCUUACGUACCGGAACUGCACGGGCCACCAGGAGCUACCUCGUCGACGUCUACCGUGUCUCGACAACAAACACCUCCGGUUUAUUCUAGAAUCUUAAGAAAGCAAGCGGAAAGAGAGACGACUACCAGCACAACGUUGAUGCAAGAAAGAAUUCCAUCGCCACCACCUGCCGAACAAUUGCCUAUUCUACAUCACGAGAUUCGUCGUCCACGAUCUCUGACUUCUCUUAACACCGAGUUAACGGAAACUCGUUCUUUAACCGAAGUAAUGGAUCAGUCUCACGCAAAGUAUAGAGUAGCAAGUAUUCUUGCACCUACACCACCACCACCUCCACCGAUUGUACCCACAACAACGACGACUCACACAGCGAUUCAACAUCGUGAACAACGUCUCCAUCGUGAGGAGAUGACGGAACCUCUUGUAGAACCCCAAGUGGUAACACCAAGACGUCCAGAAAUAACGACUCACGAAGUAGACGAUGUUUACUUACGUACCGUUACCGAGAAGAAAACGAUCGAAGACGUAGAACGUCAUCGUCGACAAGUCACUGAGUACCGUGCUCGACCGCAGCAACAAGUCGAUCCUAAAUGGGACGUUACAAUCAGAAACUAUCCAACGGAAGACCUCCCACCGCCCCCACCAGAAUGGGAAAGCUUCUCCGACGUUAGUUCCACGUCGAAUUUAACGAUCACGAACGAACCCACGGUUCAUCCGAACGACAUUGCUAACGAUGAAGAACCGGACGUCAGUAUAGAACCAACCUAUACGGCUCGAGCAGAGAUACCCUGCAGGCCAUCACAUUCGGCUCAUCGUCGACCACUUGACAGCGAGCCGGACGGACCGAUAGACUGGUUCGCCAGACUCUCGAAGGUCCUUGAGCCACGGUAUGCGUCGGAAUUGACGGAAGAAGAGCGAGCUAAAUGGCGCGAGAUUAUCACGACUGAGAGUACUCUGAGAACCCUUCUAACAGAAGCAGUAGUUAGAGAAGAUUACGAACUGAUACGAAAGGAUGCGAGGUAUACGAAUCUCUUCCCACCGGCAAAGUGGGAUGUGAUCAUUCGCAUUCUUGGACCGCCUUUGGCACAGGCUGGUUCUACCUCAUCCUCUGGCAUGCACGGCAAGAAUCACGGUCAAAGAUACAAGAGAUCUAAAUCUUCCGAGUGGGACACCAGAUCUCGAAGAUCCUCUUUGCCGACUUUAUACGAAUACGAGAGCGAUGGUGGUAGCUCGCAUCGUAGUUUGGACAAUCAGAGCCAUCGUUUACAGACAUCGCAAUCAGCGGCUACAAUGGUAACCGGCUCGAACGUAGGACGUCUUCGUCGAUUGGGUAGUUCCAGUCACAGAGGCGUCGGUGGUGGUGGUGGUGGUAGCGAAGCCGAUUUGAGGUCAAUGUCCGAGAUGACGGUGAGGGACUUCGCUAGAGUGGACAGGGACGAUCUGACGAGUUUGAGCUCCUUUGAAGGUGCAGAUUCAUUGGUCAGAUCACUCAGUCAACCGAGUUUGGCUAGAUCCGGCUCGGAAUUCACUGAACAUUGGGGUAUGCCAUCCGCCAUCUUAGAUCUUCCACCUUGGGCUACCGAAGGAGAGGAAGGUGCGAGUUCCGUAGAGACAACUCCAAGAGUUAUUAGAAGAGGCGAUCGAAUCGAUGUUCUCGCAUCGUUCGAUGAACGUAGAAGAAAUGGCAUACAUGGCUCUAAUGCAGCAAGAUCAUCAAGUCGAUUCAUCGAAAGGGAAAUAAGCAGCGUUCGUAUGACCGAGAGUCAGAGAGCUUCAAAUUGGUUUCACGACGACUCCGAGCCCGAGAUGCAGAUAUGAGUUUGAGGAUAUUUCAUUCUUCGAGAAUUGAAAUCUCGAUUGUUCGUUUUGAUUGUUCCGUGACUCGGUCAUGUACUCGCUCAGAAUAUAUAAGCUUGACGAACCGGUCUCUCUAUGAUCGUCAACGAGAUAUCACGACGAUCACAAUAUCAGCCGUCUUUCGACUGUGCCGUUUCUUUGCAUUUACUUUUCCAAUCUCCUUUUUUUCGAUUUUUUUUUUUUUUUUUUGCACUUCUUCCUCGUUUACUCCGUCUUUUCCAUUCUUUUUCAGGAUCCUUUCUCUUUUUCUAUAUUAAUUCACUUAUCUCUUUCUCUUGUCACCGAUAUUCCUACCUAAAUGUCAUGUAACUUUGAAUGGUUAUAAAGCCAGAGAGAGAGAGAGAGAGAGAGAGAGAGAGAGAGUUAGCUAGACUUGCGAGGGGAAUGGAUAUACUCGAAUUAUCAGCCAUCCACUUGCGAUUUCUCUCACUGCCCCUUCGUUGCCUCGCACUCGAGGAUCGCCCUUUUGCCUCCUCGUGGAGCUUCCAAAGGAAUCUCCUUCUAAUUUCGAAUUUCUAAUUUACAGUCUCAUCUCUGUUAAUGCCGUGAACCGCGAUGACGUUGGAAACGACUGUCGUUCUCUUCACUCACCACUCGAAACUUCUCUCUUCGCAUAAGGGUCGACUGUUAUAUAGGUAAAUAGAUAGUAUAGGAUUUUACAUGGCAACCAUUGUAUACCAUGUCGACCGUAACUAACGAGUGGGACUGCAGAGUACGGCAAAAUGUCAUCGAAUUCAUUUCUUUGUGAUACAAUGAAAAAUCAAACGAUGAUAAUAUUCAUACGGCCUUUUUUUUUAUCUUACAGAUAGGAAGAGAGAGAGAGAAAGAGAAAGAAAGAGAGAGAAAUAGAGCGCCUAACGUUGAAAAUUAACAAAGUAAAAUCGAUACUAACGAAAUCGAUACUAAUUAUCAAAGAAAUUCACUUUUUACGAUUAAACGAACGGAACAAUUCGUCUUCUUUAAAUUCCUCGAUAAUAAUCGACGGAUCUGAUACGCGAAAUUUGCACA
Molecule: messenger RNA, 4506 nt
Organism: Vespa mandarinia (Asian giant hornet)
Lineage: Eukaryota; Metazoa; Arthropoda; Insecta; Hymenoptera; Vespidae
Gene: pot
Product: zona pellucida domain protein papillote
Source: RefSeq, a predicted model, not a curated record